This is a messenger RNA of Eutrema salsugineum, 3204 nucleotides long. RefSeq names its product chaperone protein ClpB4, mitochondrial. Bases 485 to 3109 code for a protein of 874 amino acids. Gene Ontology annotation, molecular function: ATP hydrolysis activity; ATP binding. NCBI's taxonomy places the organism in Eukaryota, Viridiplantae, Streptophyta, Magnoliopsida, Brassicales, Brassicaceae. The record is from RefSeq and is a predicted model, not a curated record. The transcript has 10 exons. Gene Ontology annotation, cellular component: cytoplasm. Gene Ontology annotation, biological process: protein refolding; cellular response to heat.
UUGGUCAGCUAUUUUAUUUUUAUUUUUUUCUUUUUUUUCGCACUUUUAUCAUCUCUCUUUUUUUUCUUCACGGGAACAAAAUUUCCCAAAUCACAGUUUUUGUUCUCCUUCAAUUCUUUUGAUUCUGAGAUUACCCAAAAACUUCUUCAUGCAUGUUGACACGAAAAUCACUUAUCACAUAGAUCAAAACGGCAAGCAGUUUGAGGGGGGUUUUGCAAAUAACAGACGAUCCAUCCACCUUCAAACGAUCCAUGUCGAGAGAGAGGAUUAAACGUGAAUUGCCUCCCGUUCAAGAGGUACUUUCCUCGGAUCUGCUUUUCUUUCUUUCCCAAUUUCGUUUUCACAUGCGACAAUCCAAAUUCUUCUCAUCGACAAUCCAAGAUAUGUUACGGCUCAGAGAUUCUCUGAAGCUCUUGAUAACCUCUUUUCAGGGGCAUGCAUUGAACUAGAGCACGGCCUGACUAAUCAAAAUUCUUAUACGGAGAUGGCUUGGGAAGGGAUUAUCAAUGCUUAUGAUGCAGCUCGUGUUUCAAAACAACAAAUUGUCGAAUCCGAACAUUUGAUGAAAGCUCUUCUGGAGCAGAAAGAUGGUCUUGCCAGGAGAAUAUUUGCAAAGGCUGGAAUAGACAAUAGCUCUGUUUUGCAGGCUACAGACGCCUUCAUUUCUACACAACCGAAGGUUACUGGUGAUACCAGUGGACAGAUACUAGGGCCAUCUCUUAGCACUAUCUUACAAAACGCAGAGAGGUAUAAGAAAGAGUUUCAAGAUGAUUACGUGUCGGUUGAACACCUUCUGUUGGCCUUUUAUUCAGACAAAAGGUUUGGACAACAAUUUUUCAAGGACCUGAAACUUACUGAGGAAGCCCUGAAGGAAGUUAUUAAAGCUGUUCGCGGUAGUCAACGAGUUACUGAUCAAAAUCCUGAAGGAAAAUAUGAUGCACUUGAAAAGUAUGGAAAUGAUUUAACUGAGAUGGCCAGACGAGGAAAACUUGAUCCUGUCAUUGGAAGAGAUGAUGAAAUUCGGCGUUGCAUCCAGAUUUUAUGCAGGAGGACAAAAAACAAUCCUGUUAUCAUCGGUGAACCUGGUGUAGGGAAAACUGCAAUUGCAGAGGGGUUGGCUCAGCGAAUUGUACGAGGGGAUGUCCCUGAGCCUCUCUUGAAUCGGAAGUUGAUAUCUCUCGACAUGGGUUCACUGCUAGCUGGUGCCAAAUUUCGAGGGGAUUUUGAGGAAAGGUUGAAAGCAGUACUGAAGGAAGUAACUGCUUCCAAUGGGCAGACAAUCUUGUUCAUUGAUGAAAUCCACACUGUUGUUGGUGCUGGAGCUACUGGUGGAGCAAUGGAUGCGAGCAACCUCUUGAAACCAAUGCUUGGACGAGGUGAACUGCGAUGCAUUGGUGCAACGACACUUACUGAAUACCGCAAGUACGUAGAGAAGGAUCCAGCUUUGGAACGUAGGUUUCAGCAAGUGUUCUGUGGUCAGCCAUCUGUUGAAGAUACCAUCUCGAUUCUUCGUGGGUUAAGAGAGCGGUACGAGUUACAUCAUGGUGUUAAGAUAUCAGAUGGUUCCCUUGUUUCAGCAGCGGUUCUUGCAGACCGCUACAUCACUGAACGCUUUCUGCCAGACAAAGCUAUUGAUCUUGUCGACGAAGCUGCUGCAAAGCUGAAGAUGGAGAUCACUUCUAAACCAACUGAACUCGAUGAAAUUGACAGAGCUGUGAUCAAACUGGAGAUGGAGAAGCUUUCUUUGAAAAACGAUACUGAUAAAGCUUCUAAAGAACGGCUACAGAAGAUCGAGAAUGAUUUGACCAUGCUCAAAGAAAAACAGAAAGAAUUCAGUGAGCAAUGGGAGGAAGAAAAGUCUCUCAUGACCAAAAUACGUUCAUUUAAAGAAGAGAUUGAUCGAGUGAACCUGGAAAUUGAAUCAGCUGAACGUGAUUAUGAUCUAGAACGUGCUGCUGAACUCAAGUAUGGAACACUUAUGUCCCUCCAACGUCAAUUAGAAGAAGCUGAGAAGAAUCUCACAAAAUUCCGAGAGACAGGACAGUCACUACUCCGAGAAGAGGUAACCGAUCUCGACAUUGCAGAGAUAGUAAGCAAGUGGACCGGUAUUCCACUAUCAAAUCUUCAGCAAUCAGAGAGAGAAAAGCUGGUCAUGUUGGAACAAGUGCUCCACAAGAGAGUUGUUGGUCAAGACAUGGCUGUAAAAUCAGUAGCAGAUGCUAUCCGUCGUUCAAGGGCUGGUCUUUCAGAUCCUAACCGUCCAAUAGCCAGUUUUAUGUUCAUGGGUCCUACAGGUGUUGGUAAAACCGAGCUCGCUAAGGCUCUAGCUGGAUACCUUUUCAACACUGAGAACGCAAUAGUAAGGAUAGAUAUGAGUGAGUACAUGGAAAAAUUCUCGGUGUCACGGCUCGUUGGUGCACCUCCUGGCUAUGUAGGUUAUGAAGAAGGUGGGCAGUUAACAGAAGUUGUUCGUAGGAGACCUUAUUCGGUGGUUUUGUUUGAUGAGAUCGAGAAAGCCCAUCCUGAUGUCUUCAAUAUCUUGCUACAGCUACUUGACGAUGGAAGAAUAACUGAUUCACAAGGGAGGACAGUAAGUUUCACAAACUGUGUUGUGAUUAUGACGUCUAAUAUAGGAUCUCAUCACAUACUUGAGACACUCGGCAACAAAGAAGACGGCAAAGAAGCAGUUUAUGAGCUGAUGAAGCGUCAAGUUGUGGACUUGGCAAGACAAACUUUCAGGCCAGAGUUUAUGAACAGGAUAGAUGAAUACAUAGUUUUCCAGCCGCUGGAUUCAAGAGAAAUCUUUAAGAUCGUGGAGUUGCAAAUGGAACGAGUAAAGAACAGGUUGGAGCAGAAGAAAAUAAAACUUCAAUACACAAGAGAAGCAGUGGAUCUUCUUGCUCAGCUCGGAUUUGAUCCAAACUAUGGAGCAAGACCGGUGAAGAGAGUGAUACAACAGAUGGUGGAGAAUGAGAUCGCCGUGGAAGUUUUGAAGGGAGAUUUUGCAGAGGAAGACAGUAUUCUUCUCGACGUUGACCAGACAAACAACAAAUUGGUGAUCAAGAAGCUCGAGAACAAUGCUCCUCCUGUUGAAGAAAUGGCAGCUUGAUCAUAAGAACAAAACUUAGACUAACUCUGUUAACGUUUUAUAACUCUUUGUACACGUACGGAUGAUGAUGUUUAAAAAGGAUUUAUCUUUUGCCA